Cladocopium goreaui is the source of this 612-nucleotide messenger RNA. The record is from the annotation of a GenBank genome assembly. NCBI's taxonomy places the organism in Eukaryota, Dinophyceae, Suessiales, Symbiodiniaceae.
AUGUUUGUGAUGUCCCGAUCAAACUCAAUGGAUUCGGCCAGCCCUAUGCAGGGAGCUGUUGUGGGCGCUGUACCUACCAGCGGGCGCACUUUUCCAGGAGUCUCCUCCGGCCGGCGUCGAUCGGUGUCAUCACUUCUCCAGAGAGGUCUUCCAGAUGGUGAUGGCUAUCAUGACAUGAUCCUUCCCUGCGGACUUUUCCAGGAGGAAGUCAUAGAGCUGAUGUACAGAGAUUUAAAUCCUGAGGACUACGACCUCUUGAACAAAUUGGAUGAACGCGUUUCAAAGAAGAAUACCAUGGGUAGAAACGCUGUGGAGCGAUUGCCCCGGCGACUCGCCAAAGAAUGUGAGUGUACACAGUCCGAGCCCAGAGGUCCAGAUGGUUCGGUGGUUUGCAAAAAACAGCCGAGGGGGGAUUCUCCGGGCUUGAUGUACAGUAAUUCAAAGUGGGGAUCCAAAAAAAAUGGAUAUGAGAUCUAUGAGUCAAAACAUGAUUUUAUCAUGUCAAAACCCAGGUUUCAUCUAAAAAAUAGAUGGGUUUGUGCAUGGUUAUUCCCCCCUACUGUAAAUAUGACAAUAAUAGGUUUUGACCCAUACCCAAAUGGGAGAUUUUGA